Carassius auratus (goldfish) is the source of this 1821-nucleotide messenger RNA. RefSeq names its product phospholipid scramblase 1-like. The coding region runs from base 245 to 1144 and encodes 299 amino acids. Gene Ontology annotation, cellular component: plasma membrane. The transcript is spliced from 10 exons. Gene Ontology annotation, biological process: plasma membrane phospholipid scrambling. Gene Ontology annotation, molecular function: phospholipid scramblase activity. The record is from RefSeq and is a predicted model, not a curated record. Lineage: Eukaryota; Metazoa; Chordata; Actinopteri; Cypriniformes; Cyprinidae.
AUAUACCAUAUCGCCCCACCCCUUCACAUGAUGACGAAGUGAUGGUGUUAUUGCUUCAGUGUGUUUCUCGUCUUAAAACCGAGCAUUCCUCUAAACGAGAAUUAAACGACUGGCGCGUAUCCUGCUGACAGUCUUCCUUAAAUACACGUGCAAACACAUCUUCCCCACAUUGUCUUCACCCACACUGUGAUCGUGGUGCUGAUAGGCAGACGUUGGCUCUGAAAAUCUCAGAUCUGUCUUCAACAUGUCUGGCCCAGGCUACCCAUCUCCAAACCAGCCAGCCUAUCCCAUGGGAGGUUUUGGAGAACCUGGAAAGGGGGCCCCACCAGCAGGGUUCCAAGCAGGAUACCAGCCAGUUCCAGAUCAGCCAAUCAUGUAUCAGCCUGGACCAGCUAAUCCAGCAUCUCAACAGGGCCAACCAUAUGGAGCACCUGUAGCUGCACCAGUUUCAGUUCCUGCUGGAGUACCACCUGGUCUGGAGUACCUCACUCAGAUCGAUCAGAUUCUUAUUCAUCAGAAGGUGGAGUUGUUAGAGGCAAUCAUUGGCUUUGAGACCAACAACCAGUAUGAGAUCAAGAACAGCCUCGGUCAAAAGAUCUACUCUGCCAAAGAAAAAAAUGACUGCUGCACACGCAACUGCUGUGGUGCCCUGCGCAGCUUUGACAUGAAGAUCAAAGACAACGCUGAUCGAGAGGUCAUACGACUCAUCCGCCCUUACCGUUGUGUCUCCUGUUGUUGCCCCUGCUGCCUGCAAGAGAUGGAGAUACAGGCUCCUCCAGGAACGACAGUAGGGUACGUGAAGCAGGACUGGCACCCCUGUUAUCCAAAAUUCUCCAUCCAGGGCCCAAACAAGGAGACUGUGAUGAAGCUUGAGGGGCCCUGCUUGGCAUGUAACUGCUGUGGUGAUGUGCACUUCGAGCUCAAAGGUAAAGACGGUACUGGGGACCCUAUCGGUCGAAUCAGUAAGCAGUGGAGCGGCCUGUUGAAGGAAGUCUUCACUGACGCUGACAACUUUGGCAUCCAGUUCCCUAUGGACAUGGAUGUUAAGAUGAAGGCUGUACUAAUGGGUGCUUGCUUUCUAAUUGAUUUCAUGUUCUUUGAAAAAGUGGGAGACUCAAAUCAGCGCAAUUCUGUAUUCUCUUAGAGCUCCUGGUAACCAAAGGUAUAGACAGCUGGCACUGCAGUGAAUCCAAUGGAAAUGUUCAAGGUCAUUUUGAAGUGUUCACGUGGCCAGCAAUAUUUACAGUGACAGGCUAGGUUAUAUCAGUAACUGUUCAGUGUUGGCUUUUAAACAAUCAUAGCCUAGAAUUUGAAUUACUGUUACAAUAGUUUCUGAGCUAAUAUUUACAUCUUUUUGUUACUUUAAACUUCUCUUUUUUUAUUAUAAAUAAAAUGUAACGUGCAACCCUAUGCAUGUAUAUGUAGACUUAUUUCUUGCAUAAAGUAGAUUUUUUCAUUUUUUAAAGGAAAUUCUGUUUUAUUUUGCUAAAUGCAAAGCAUUUUCAUUAAAACAUGCAGAUGUUCCUACAGCCAAGUAAUGCAUGAUGAUAUGGGUUACAUGCAAGUUGACUCUGGCAACAGCUAAAAAAAAAAUAAAAAAAAAUAGUUGGUAUGGUUAGCAUGGUUUUCUGUGUGAUUUACCUUGGGUAGAAGCCAGUUUGUUAUUAAUAGUUUUUUUUUUUUUUUUGGUGUGUGUCUGAAGAAUGGGUGUCCUACAGGGGGCGCUUGUCAGUUUAUAAAACCCAGCCUCUCAAAGAGUCCAUUUUAAUUAUUAGGAUGAUGUUAAAUAUGAAUUAUUUGCCACACACACAUACACACACC